Messenger RNA from Cyclospora cayetanensis, 1263 nucleotides. RefSeq lists its product as uncharacterized. The record is from RefSeq and is a predicted model, not a curated record. The transcript is spliced from 9 exons. Gene Ontology annotation, biological process: protein localization to cell surface; attachment of GPI anchor to protein. Gene Ontology annotation, cellular component: membrane; GPI-anchor transamidase complex. NCBI's taxonomy places the organism in Eukaryota, Apicomplexa, Conoidasida, Eucoccidiorida, Eimeriidae. The annotation marks the transcript as partial.
CCUCUGGCUGCAGUUUUCGGCAGUGCAGCUCUGGUGCGCGUGCUGCUAUUCCACUGCGUGUCGCUUCCCAGCGGCGCGCUGUUGCUGUACAGUGGCACCAGCAGGAGCAGCAGCAGCUUCCAGGAAGCCUUGGCUAGAGAGGCAGCUGGCCUCUCUCCGCUUGCCGCUGGAAUCUACGUUCAAACUCCGCCUCUCUUCGUCCUCCUGAAACAUCUGACUGGAUGUGGAGGCAGUGGCGCAAGUUGCAACGCGCUUCGUCUCUUCCUGCUGCUGCUGGCGGUAGAUCUUGGAGUUGCUGCCGCUUUGGCUACUGCAGCGGCGCAGCUGCAGCCGCAUGCCGACGAGGACGGGGAGGAAAGGCUGCUGAGCAGCCUUUCACCCCUUGAUGCGCAAGCCGCUUCCCAGUGUUUCUCUCUUGUAAAGGAGAAGCGGCUUCUCCUGCAACAGAGGGAACGGCUAGGGGCCCUUGCAUCACAGCGCUUUAUCAGCCCGACUCUCGCUGCUGCGCUUUUCCUCUUUCACCCAUACACCGUAGCAGGAAGCUUAGCCUUGUCUCCUCACCACGUUCCUCUGCUGCUCCUCUCGCUGGCAAUCGUCACAGGGGCGUUCGCAGCGAGAGCAGCAGAAGCAGCGACAACACUCCGUGGAAAGGAAGGAGGCCAGUCUGCAGCAGCACAAGGCAUGCCAAGUCACCCUCUAAAGAGGCGGAAGGGGGUGGCUGCUGCUGCUGCUGCUGCUGUGCAGGGAAGCUUGUGGGAGAGCUUCGCGUCUCAAUGGCAUUUGGAGCCAAUCGACCCUGGUCUUGGAGGUUCGUGGUAUUUGCUCGCGCUGGCUUUCGAGCGGUACCGUCGCAUUUUCGUCUUUGCACUGCAGGCUGCUGCCUUCGUUCUGAUGGUCCCCUUGACGCUCGCCUUUGCGGGAAACCCCCUGAGUCACUGCCAGGCCGCAGUCGCUUCAAUGGUGCUCUUCCAACAGAAUCCAAGCCUCACAGAAUUCGCCUUCCUGCAGGUUUUGUUGGCUUUUCAUUGGCGAGAAAUGCAGCAGCGCGUCCCCUUCUCGAAGCUUGUAGGUCUCAGCUUGCUUGCGGCAGCCCUAUUGCCAGUGGCGUUCUCCCUCUGGAUGGAUCGCGGUGUAGGGACUGCCAAUAUCGCGUAUGCACUGCAGUGCCUCCAUUACACAUUCUCAUGCCUGCUCGUCACCGAGACGCUUCGGGGAGCCGCACAAAGAGAGCAGCGCUACUACCAGCUGCAGAUGCGCGCGUAG